Messenger RNA from Colletotrichum gloeosporioides, 4284 nucleotides. RefSeq names its product ABC transporter G family member 21. The coding region runs from base 1 to 4284 and encodes 1427 amino acids. NCBI's taxonomy places the organism in Eukaryota, Fungi, Ascomycota, Sordariomycetes, Glomerellales, Glomerellaceae. The record is from RefSeq and is a predicted model, not a curated record. Gene Ontology annotation, molecular function: ATP hydrolysis activity; ABC-type transporter activity; ATP binding. The transcript is spliced from 5 exons. Gene Ontology annotation, cellular component: membrane. Gene Ontology annotation, biological process: transmembrane transport.
AUGAACUUCACAUCCGAGAAACAAGAAGUCGGCUCAUCGUACUCUCGCGAAGGCAACAUGGAGUCCGACGGCACGCUCAACAACGGUUCCAACUACGAGCAGUCGCUCGAGCUCGCCCAACUCCCAGACGAUGACACCACCUGGCAUCUGAAGCACAAGAUCGAGGCCGUCAGGCAGAGAGAUGAGCGUUCUGGUUUCCCUGCGAGAGAGCUGGGUGUGACAUGGCAGAACCUCAUGGUGCAGGCCGUCAGCGCCGACGCGUCGAUCCACGAAAACGUCCUAUCACAGUUCAACGUUCCCAAACUCGUCAAGGAGUCCCGCCACAAGCCGCCCCUGAAGACGAUUCUCGACAACUCCCAUGGCUGCGUCAAGCCCGGCGAGAUGCUGUUGGUUCUCGGAAGACCUGGAUCCGGAUGCACGACACUACUCAACAUUCUCGCCAACCACCGCCGCGGAUACUCUUCAGUCACCGGCGACGUUCACUACGGUUCCAUGUCUCACAAGGAGGCGGAGAGGUAUCGUGGCCAAAUCGUCAUGAACACCGAAGAGGAGCUGUUCUUUCCCACCCUUACCGUCGGCCAGACUAUGGACUUCGCAACCCGUCUCAAAAUUCCCUUCCACCUCCCCGAUGGUGUCUCGUCCAACGAGGAGUUGAGAGCGGAGAACAGGGAUUUCUUGUUGGAGUCGAUGGGUAUCCAGCACACUUUCGACACCAAGGUCGGCAACGAGUUUGUUCGUGGUGUUUCUGGUGGUGAGAGGAAACGUGUCUCUAUCAUCGAGACCAUGGCGACGAGAGGUUCGGUCUUUUGCUGGGAUAACAGUACCAGAGGACUGGACGCCAGCACUGCCCUGGAAUACACCAAGGCAGUCCGUGCCAUGACCGACGUCCUUGGUCUCGCCUCUAUCGUCACCCUCUACCAAGCCGGUAACGGUAUCUACAACCUCUUCGACAAGGUUCUCGUCCUCGACAACGGCAAGGAGAUGUACUACGGACCCAUGAAGGAGGCCCGUCCCUUCAUGGAGCAGCUCGGCUUCAUCUGCUCCGACGGCGCCAACGUCGCCGACUUCCUCACCGGUGUCACCGUUCCCACGGAAAGAGCCAUCCGUCCCGGCUUCGAGAAGACCUUCCCCCGUACCGCCACUGCCCUCCGCGCAGAGUACGAAAAGUCGGACAUCUACCCCCGCAUGAUCGCCGAGUACAAUUUCCCCACGACAGAAGCAGCCAAGGAGAAGACGAAGCUGUUCGAGCAAGGUGUUGCCAACGAGAAGCACAAGCAGCUUCCCGCCAACAGUGCCCUCACAACAAGUUUCAUGACCCAGGUCGGCGCGUGUAUCCAGCGUCAGUACCAGAUCAUCUGGGGUGACAAGGCCACAUUUAUCAUCACUCAGGUGUCUACCUUGGUCCAAGCCCUCAUCGCCGGUUCUCUCUUCUACAACGCUCCCAACAACUCUGGUGGUCUGUUCUCCAAGGGUGGUGCUCUCUUCUUCGCCCUCUUGUUCAACAGCUUGCUGUCCAUGUCCGAAGUGACCAACUCUUUCACCGGUCGUCCUGUGCUUAUUAAGCACAAGUCCUUCGCCUACUACCAUCCCGCCGCCUUCUGUAUCGCCCAGGUCGCCGCCGAUAUCCCGGUCUUGAUAUUCCAGGUCUCGGUCUUCUCCGUGGUCUUAUACUUCAUGGUCGGGCUUAAACUGAGCGCGUCUGCCUUCUUCACUUUUUGGGUCGUCGUGUUUGCCACCACGAUGUGUAUGACCGCGAUGUUCCGUUUCAUUGGUGCCAGUUUCUCGACAUUCGACGGCGCUUCGAAGGCAUCCGGCUUCAUCGUUUCCGCGACAAUUAUGUACUGCGGCUACAUGAUUCAAAAGGGACAAAUGCACCCGUGGUUUGUGUGGCUCUUCUGGAUUAAUCCCUUGGCGUACGCCUUCGACUCUCUCAUGUCGACCGAGUUCUAUGGCCAGCUUCUUCCUUGCGUUGGCAACAACCUUGUCCCGAACGGACCCGGCUACACUGACCCCAACCACCAGUCCUGCGCUGGAGUUCCCGGUGCCACUCAAGGCCAGACCUCCUUUAUGGGUGAUCAGUACCUGUCAGCCCUCUCUUACUCUCACAGCCAUGUCUGGCGCAACUUCGGCAUUGUCUGGGCCUGGUGGGUGCUUUUUAUCGCUCUCACGGUCAUCUUCACCUCGCGCUGGCGUUCCGCCGCCGAGGGUGGUGCUUCCCUCCUGAUCCCUCGUGAGAACGCCAAGGUCACCGCAGCCCUGAAGAAUGACGAGGAAGCUCAAACUACCGAAGAAGCUUCGGGCAACAAGAGCGACAACGAGAAGCGUGAUGCCAACGGCAACACCAGUGGAGACGAGACCGACCAGAACCUUGUCCGCAACACCUCCAUCUUUACUUGGAAGAACCUGACCUACACUGUCAAGACUCCCUCCGGAGACCGCAAACUCCUGGACAAUGUUCAAGGAUAUGUUAAGCCUGGUAUGCUGGGAGCUUUGAUGGGUUCAUCUGGUGCUGGAAAGACCACCCUACUCGAUGUCCUCGCUCAACGCAAGACAGAAGGUACCAUCCACGGAUCCAUCAUGGUUGACGGUCGCCCUCUCCCUGUUUCCUUCCAACGUUCCGCCGGAUACUGCGAGCAGCUCGAUGUUCACGAACCCUAUGCCACCGUCAGGGAAGCCCUCGAGUUCUCAGCCCUGCUCAGACAGAGCCGUGACACUUCCCGCGAGGAGAAGCUUGCCUACGUUGACACCAUUAUUGAUCUUUUGGAGCUUCACGACCUGGCCGAUACUCUCAUUGGAAAGGUCGGCAACGGCUUGUCCGUCGAGCAGCGCAAGCGUGUCACGAUCGGUGUCGAGCUCGUCUCCAAGCCCAGUAUCUUGAUCUUCCUUGAUGAGCCUACCUCAGGUCUCGAUGGACAGUCCGCGUACAACACCGUUCGCUUCCUUCGCAAGCUUGCGAAUGCAGGCCAGGCCGUCCUCGUCACGAUCCAUCAGCCUUCUGCCCAGCUCUUCUCCCAGUUCGACACCCUGCUCCUUCUCGCCAAGGGCGGCAAGACUGUCUACUUCGGCGACAUUGGCGACAACGCGAAGACUAUCCGCUCCUACUUUGGUCGAUACGGUGCCCCCUGCCCCGAGGAGGCUAACCCCGCUGAGCACAUGAUUGAUGUCGUCUCCGGCCACCUGUCCAAGGGCAAGGACUGGAACGAGGUGUGGCUAUCUUCUCCUGAGCAUGAGGCCGUUGUCAAGGAACUCGACCACAUGAUCCAAGACGCCGCCUCCAAGCCUCCUGGUACUGUCGACGAUGGUCACGAGUUUGCUCUUUCUCUCUGGGACCAGACCAAGAUCGUCACCCAUCGCAUGAACGUGUCCCUCUACCGCAACAUCGACUACGUCAACAACAAGUUCGCUCUUCACAUCUUCUCUGCCCUCUUCAACGGUUUCUCCUUCUGGAUGAUUGGUGACUCCGUUGGCGACCUCCAGAUGCGUCUCUUCACGAUCUUCAACUUCAUCUUCGUCGCGCCCGGUGUGUUGGCUCAAGUUCAACCUCUCUUCAUCGACCGCCGCGACAUCUUCGAGACUCGUGAGAAGAAGUCCAAGAUGUACUCCUGGAUUGCCUUCGUCACUGGACUCAUCGUCUCUGAGAUCCCGUACCUCAUCAUCUGCGCCGUGCUCUACUACGUCUGCUGGUACUACACUGUUGGAUUCCCCUCUGAGUCUUCCCGCGCCGGAUCCACCUUCUUCGUUAUGCUCAUGUACGAGUUUGUGUACACGGGUAUCGGUCAGUUCAUCGCCGCCUACGCACCCAACGCCGUCUUUGCCUCCCUGGUCAACCCGCUGCUCAUCGGAAUCCUGGUUUCCUUCUGCGGUGUUCUCGUAUCAUACGAUCAACUUCAGAGUUUCUGGAAGUACUGGAUGUACUGGAUCAACCCCUUCAACUACCUCAUGGGCAGCAUGCUUGUUUUCGACAUCUGGGGAACGGAAGUCACCUGCAAGGAAAGGGAGUUCGCCCUCUUCGAUCCUCCCAACGGCACCACUUGCGCCAACUACCUGGCCGAUUACAUGAUGGGCAUGGGCUCCUCCAGCAACCUCAUCAACCCCGAUGCCACUUCCGGAUGCAAGGUCUGCCAGUACCGCGACGGCAGCGACUACCUGCAGACCGUGAACCUCAAGGAGUACUACUAUGGCUGGCGCGAUGCUGCCAUCGUCGUCAUCUUCGCCAUCAGCUCCUACGCCCUGGUGUACCUUCUCAUGAAGCUCCGCACCAAGACCUCCAAGAAGGCGGAGUGA